Molecule: messenger RNA, 405 nt
Organism: Geodia barretti
Lineage: Eukaryota; Metazoa; Porifera; Demospongiae; Tetractinellida; Geodiidae
Source: the annotation of a GenBank genome assembly
AAUUGUAUAUACAUAGGAGAAAAAUACAGGGACUUCCACCAGGAAGAACUGCAGAAGCACUGUCGCGUUUGUGGAAAUAAGUUGAGAGACAGAAAUAUAUAUAAAUGCUCGAACACUGCCUACAGAGAGAGGCUAGCACUGCUUGGUGUGAACUGUGACCAUGACGUCGAAACAGUCCACCCGAAGUAUUUCUGCAACCAGUGUUAUAGAUCAGCACAGAGACAGCAUACAUCUCCUGGCAGUACUCAAAUCCAGCUAUUCCUGUGGAGAGAGCACAGUGAAAGUAGUUGUGAGGUAUGCCAGCAUUUUAGAUCUCUUCAGAGGCCAGGGCGAAAACCAUCAAAAAGAGGACGACCACCAACAGAUGGGAAAAGAAUCCUGGGAAACCACAUUAGAAGGCUCAUG